CGAACAGGUAUGCUGCAGUCGUAUUGCAGUGGUCAGUCCGAUUUGACCAUACAGGAGCGAACCUUCGGGUCAGCUGUUGUCCAGGCAGUCACUGACCGUAUACGAGACAGCUGUAUCUACUCCGAUGACCGAUUGUUUAUCAGACGUUUGGCCAUUGUCCAGUCUGAUGACGGCAAUAUGGUCACUACCUACAGAAGCGGAUACUUUGGCGGUAUAUGGCAGGUUGAUGAAGACAAGUUUAACACUUCAACGAACUGCGCCCAUCACACAAUACGCGAGGAAUGUAGCAUCAUCUUAUCCGAGUUCCAAAUCGACUGGUCAAGUGUCCAGUGGACUGACCUCCUGAAGCCUCUGUACUCCGGCCUAGCAGCGUCCCUAUAUCUCAAACUGCAAGGGGCUGACCCAGCCCCUGGCGACCUAGCCGGUCAAGCGUCUUUGUGGAAAAGUUAUUUCCAACCAACACAUAACCUGACAACGUAUACAACAAAGAUCCAACAGAAAGAGAGUACGGCGGACG
Messenger RNA from Mizuhopecten yessoensis (Yesso scallop), 517 nucleotides. RefSeq lists its product as uncharacterized. Lineage: Eukaryota; Metazoa; Mollusca; Bivalvia; Pectinida; Pectinidae. The transcript has 2 exons. The annotation marks the transcript as partial. The record is from RefSeq and is a predicted model, not a curated record.